Brenthis ino (lesser marbled fritillary) is the source of this 927-nucleotide messenger RNA. NCBI's taxonomy places the organism in Eukaryota, Metazoa, Arthropoda, Insecta, Lepidoptera, Nymphalidae. The record is from the annotation of a GenBank genome assembly.
AUGAUCUCGGCGAGCCUCCCCGGCGAGGCGCUGGUCCAGCUGAGGCAGCUGCAGCUGAGCCACCUCUACCCUCCCCCGACCAUGACUCCGGAGUUCCUGGCUCCGCCGCCGCGCCCGUACCCGCGCUACGCGCCGCGCCGGCCACGCGACCCAAUGCCCGCGCCUCCCGCGCCUCCCGCGCCCUUCCCUCCUGUACCCAACACCUACCCCCACUUCCUCCCGCACCCUGCCUCCUACGCAUCCUACCUGUACCGAGCCCGCGCGCCGCAGUCGCCGGCCUACCAUCCGCUGCGUCCUCGCCCCACGUCGGGCUUCGUGCCUCCGUCGCCGGCGCCACACUCGCCGCACUCGCCGCCCGUGUCUGCGCCCGCGCCGCAACCUCCACCCAGAGAGGAGCCUCCAACAUCUCCAGAACGCGGUGCCCCAACUCCUCACUUCUGCCGGGGCGCGCUCAUACGGCUGGAGGAUGGCACACUACGGCGCGUAGAGGAGAUGCGUACAGAGGACUUCGUGAUGAGCGCCGAACGCACCGGCGACCUGGCGCUCACGCAGUGCACGCUGUUGCGGCUCGAUGAGCGAGGAGAUCGCCUAGCGCUCACAUUUACUUAUGAUAGAAAUCGCUCACAGGUGGAGCUAGAAUCAACAGUAGAACAUCCAUUUUUCGUGUACGGGCGAGGUUGGGCGUCGUGCAAACCUGAGCGUACACUAGCGAGAUAUGGAUUAAGAGUACAAAGGUUGCAAGUUGGUGACGUCUGCGUAUCGUUAGUCGCACGCAAGCAUACGGUGCCUUCUACCCCAAUGGGAACCGCUCUCGCAACCGCACCGCCUCAAACACACCCAGAGAACCUCAGUGUAAAGGAAGACGCUCGCAAGAGGCGCUGGUCAGCCUCAGACGUCAUAGACGAGGGCCCCCCUUUAAAGAAACGU